CUAAGAGAGACAUAAUCCCAGAUACUCCUGCAGUUUAUUUUAUUAUGCCAACACAGAAUAAUGUUGAAAAAAUUUGAUUGUAAAGAGCAGUUAUACAAGAGUUAUUAUAUAAACUUUAUUUCCGCUGUGCCUCGGCCUUUGUUGGAUACGCUGGCCACAUUCACUGUAGAAAAUCAGUGUGUACAUUUAAUAUCGAAGGUUUAUGAUCAGUAUCUUAACUUUGUAGCUUUGGAAAAGGAUCUUUUUCAACUCCGUUAUAGAAAUAAGGAUCUAAUUUCUUACAAACUUUUAAACAGCCCAAAGACUACUGAAGCGGACAUUCAAAAAGCUGUUUCGGAAAUUGUUAGCUCGCUAUUUUCUGUGCUGGUCACGUUGGGGACGGUCCCGUUAAUCCGCUUCUACCGAGGCGGUGCCGCUGAGAUUGUCGCUAAGGAACUUGGAAAUAAGCUAACCAAUCAUCUUAAGGGCUAUAAAAAUCUGUUUUCGGGAUUAUCGGGAUCUUUAGUAACUUUCCAAAGACCAUUGCUCAUUUUAUUGGACCGCAAUCAGGAUCUGGCCACCCUGCUGAGACAUACUUGGACUUACCAGGCUCUUCUCCACGAUGUCCUGCACAUGGAACUGAACAAAGUGAUCGUGCAGUCUCAAGAUUCCAACGGCACGCCAUCUUUAAAAUCAUAUGCUCUGGAUAGCGAUUCUGAUGCAUUUUGGAGAAAAGAAAAAUAUUCUGUUCUGCAAGAUGUCCUCGUCGCCAACGAUGAGGAAGUCAAAAAUUACAGCCAGCAAGAAAGUUCGACGGUAGAAGGAAUAAAAACGAGUGACGUUGAGAAAUUGACUUCCGCUGUAAAUCAGGUGUCGGUUUUAAGAGACAAGAAGGCGUUGAUUGAAAUGCACACGAAUAUUUUGUCGGCUUUGAUGAAAGCUGUGAACGAGCGGAAUCUCAAUCUUCACUUUGAGCGGGAGCAGAGGUGCAUUAAUCGCGAGCGGCAGGAUAAAGCGCUUUCUCUCUUCCUACAGGACACUAAAGGGACGCCGCAGGACAAACUACGCGUGUAUUUGGUUCAUGUGCUCUGCGAUGCUCUUUCUGAUGGCGAGAAAAAAAAGUGCGAGGCUCAUCUGCACGAUCUCGGCGUUGAUCUCGCGUGCACGCAGUACAUUAAUCAGUUUAAAUCCUUUGGCAGGAUCGCCGAAAGCUUGAGCGGGCAGACGAAGCCGGCCGGCCCGGCGGGUAUGCUCGAGAGGGUGACGAGCAAGAUCGUCUAUCACGGAACCGAUCUUUUAUCGAAAGGCAUCCAAAACGUGUUCCCCUCCACUUUGAAAUUUCCUUUUACCAAGAUUGUGGAUGAGCUUAUGGAUAACAGAGGAAGUGCUUCAGAGGAUUACGGCUGUUUUGAUCCCAAACUUCUUCAGCAAAGCGCAGCGUCGAGAAUCAAAUCAUCAUUUUCAAACGCUAUUGUGUUUGUAGUGGGCGGAGGAAAUCUCGCUGAAUUACAUAAUCUACAAGAAUAUGCAGCCUCUUGUCAGCCCAUUAAAAAUAUAAUCUACGGCUCCACUGAGCUUCUGGCGGGAGAUGAAUUUUUGCAGCAGCUCAGUAGUUUAGCUCAGGAUUGA
Messenger RNA from Zophobas morio, 1608 nucleotides. RefSeq names its product sec1 family domain-containing protein 1-like. Gene Ontology annotation, cellular component: cytosol; Golgi membrane. The record is from RefSeq and is a predicted model, not a curated record. Gene Ontology annotation, biological process: intracellular protein transport; endoplasmic reticulum to Golgi vesicle-mediated transport. NCBI's taxonomy places the organism in Eukaryota, Metazoa, Arthropoda, Insecta, Coleoptera, Tenebrionidae. Gene Ontology annotation, molecular function: syntaxin binding. The transcript has 18 exons. The coding region runs from base 61 to 1608 and encodes 515 amino acids.